Messenger RNA from Odocoileus virginianus texanus, 1752 nucleotides. RefSeq names its product Enah/Vasp-like (gene EVL). The record is from RefSeq and is a predicted model, not a curated record. Gene Ontology annotation, cellular component: cytoskeleton. Gene Ontology annotation, biological process: protein homotetramerization; actin polymerization or depolymerization; positive regulation of actin filament polymerization. Gene Ontology annotation, molecular function: actin binding; SH3 domain binding; profilin binding. NCBI's taxonomy places the organism in Eukaryota, Metazoa, Chordata, Mammalia, Artiodactyla, Cervidae.
GUAGAGUCUAAAACUCGAGUCGCUGCCUUCCCAGAGUCUACUGUCAGAUCAGCUGGCCUGGUGGGGACGCGGGCCUCACCUCCUCCGGCUCCCUGUCCUGCAGGUCUGCAGCCAUGGCCACCGUUGAACAGAGUAUCUGCCAAGCCCGGGCUUCCGUGAUGGUCUACGAUGACACCAGUAAGAAAUGGGUACCAAUCAAACCUGGUCAGCAGGGCUUCAGCCGGAUCAACAUCUACCACAACACUGCCAGCAACACCUUCAGAGUCGUUGGAGUCAAGCUUCAAGAUCAGCAGGUUGUGAUCAAUUAUUCAAUUGUGAAAGGGCUGAAGUACAAUCAGGCAACGCCAACCUUCCACCAGUGGCGAGAUGCCCGCCAGGUCUACGGUUUAAACUUUGCAAGUAAGGAAGAGGCGACCACGUUCUCAAACGCCAUGCUGUUUGCCCUGAACAUCAUGAAUUCCCAGGAAGGCGGCCCCUCCAGCCAGCGUCAGGUGCAGAAUGGCCCCUCUCCCGACGAGAUGGACAUCCAGAGAAGACAAGUGAUGGAGCAGCAGCAGCACCAACAGCGCCAGGAGUCCCUCGAGAGAAGAACCUCGGCCACAGGACCCAGCCUCCCGCCGGGGCACCCCUCCUCUGCAGCCGGCGCCCCUCUCUCCUCACCCCCACUGCCGGCCGGAGGGGCCCAGGGCGCGAGCCACGACGAGAGCUCCGUGUCUGGCCUGGCUGCCGCCCUGGCUGGGGCCAAGCUGAGACGAGUGCAGCGGCCAGAAGAUGCGUCCGGAGGCUCCAGUCCCAGCGGGCCCUCGAAGUCUGACGCCAACCGGGCCAGCAGUGGGGGUGGCGGAGGAGGCCUCAUGGAAGAGAUGAACAAGCUGCUGGCCAAGAGGAGAAAAGCAGCCUCCCAGACAGACAAGCCGGCUGACAAGAAGGAAGACGAAAGCCAAACAGAAGAGCCCAGCACCUCUCCAUCUCCAGGGACCCGAGCAGCCAGUCAGCAGCCCCCCAGCUCAUCAGAGGCCAGCCGGAAGCCCUGGGAGCGGAGUGGCUCAGCGGAGAAGCCCGUGUCCUCCUUGCUGUCCAGAACCCCAUCUGUGGCCAAGAGCCCCGAAGCUAAGAGCCCCCUGCAGUCACAGCCUCACUCUAGGAUGAAGCCGGCGGGGAGUGUCAACGACGUGGCCCUGGAUGCCUUAGAUUUGGACCGGAUGAAACAGGAGAUCCUCGAGGAGGUGGUCCGGGAGCUUCACAAAGUGAAGGAGGAGAUCAUUGAUGCCAUCAGGCAGGAGCUGAGUGGGAUCAGCACCUCGUAGGCCGGAGCCCCCGAUGCCGCCCACGACCCCGGGCCACCCGACGGCGGGGACCCCACAGAGCCCAGCGCCCAGGCCUCCAGCACACUCAGCACGCGCUGAAGCUAGGACGUGCUUCGUUUAAGUCUUAACCUGUGAUAAAAUAUUAAAAUGAGGAGAAAAGUUCAGUUCCUGGAUUUUUUUAGAUUCAACCUGACACAAAACACCAGGCCUGCAGCCUUUUUUUGUAUUUUAUAUCUGCCUAUUUAAAUGUAUGUUUCUUUGGGUUCAUAGAGAAGACGCCCCAAGUCACGCGCCUCGUUAGAAGGUCUCAAGUUUUCUCCUAGGUGCCCCUGGGCGCGGCGGCCGCUUCCACGCGGCUCCUCCCCACGUCCCGGCGGUGAGGGUCCGUCCACGCACCAAGCCGUCUGUGUCCACGUGGUAAUAAACGCUUACUGUCCACACCCCG